AUGGCAACCCUCGAGGAAGCUGAAUUCUGCUUUCCAAAACUCCUGAAUUCCUCCUGUAAGAAGAUCAUGCGUCCUCACUCAGUGUCCAUGCUGACCUACAUCACCCUUUCCUCCAUCUCUGUGCUCACUGUGACUCUCAAUCUGAUGGUCAUUGUCUCCAUCUGCCACUUCAAGAAGCUGCACACUCCCACCAACCUUCUCCUCCUCUCUCUGGCUGUCUCGGAUUUCUUUGUGGGCCUCCUCAUUGUUUUUCAGAUCAUCCUCAUAGACGGCUGCUGGUUCCUGGGUGACCUCAUGUGUAGUUUGUAUUUUCUGUUUGACUAUGUCAUCACUUCAGCCUCAGUAGGAACAAUGGUGCUCAUAUCAAUUGACCGAUAUGUGGCCAUUUGCUUUCCCUUCCAUUAUUCCACCAAAGUAACAGUGAGAAGUGUCUUUAUUUGUGUUUGUGUUUGUUGGACCUGCUCCUUUCUGUACAACUGUCUAAUAUUGAAGGAUAAUUUUUAUCAACCAGGCAGGUACAGUUCCUGCUAUGGAGAGUGUGUGAUUAUCAUUAAUUCCAUUGCAGGAAUUUCUGACACUAUUAUUACCUUCAUUAUUCCCAUUACUGUCAUUGUAGUUGUCUAUUUGAAAGUAUUUGUGGUGGUGAUGUCUCAGGUUCGGUCUGUGAGGCCUCGUGUAGCAGCUGUCACACUUCAGGGCUCAGUGAAAGUAAAUUUGAAGAAAUCUGAGCUUAAAGCAGCCAGGACUCUGGGAGUUGUUGUCGUUGUGUUUCUAAUAUGUGCCUGCCCAUAUUUCUGUGUUACACUCACAGGUGGUGGCACCGUGUUCACCGCCUCGUCUGUAGCCUUUGUAAUGUGUUUGUUCUAUCUAAAUUCCUGUCUCAACCCCCUCAUCUAUGCCCUGUUCUACCCCUGGUUCAGAAAAUCUGUGAAACUCACCUUUACACUUCAAAUAUUAAGACCCGGUUCCUGUGAUGCAAACAUUGUGUGA
Salarias fasciatus (jewelled blenny) is the source of this 990-nucleotide messenger RNA. RefSeq names its product trace amine-associated receptor 13c-like. Bases 1 to 990 code for a protein of 329 amino acids. Gene Ontology annotation, biological process: G protein-coupled receptor signaling pathway. Gene Ontology annotation, cellular component: membrane. Lineage: Eukaryota; Metazoa; Chordata; Actinopteri; Blenniiformes; Blenniidae. The transcript has 2 exons. The record is from RefSeq and is a predicted model, not a curated record. Gene Ontology annotation, molecular function: trace-amine receptor activity.